AUGCAUGCAUUCUAUCUAUCUAUCUAUCUAUCUAUCUAUCUAUCUAUCUAUCUAACAUAUCUAUCUAUCUCAGCCUUUCCCUCUUUUAUUCCGCUUACUCUUAUAUUACGUUCCCUCUUUUAUUUCGCUUUUAUUCCAUUCCGUCUUUUAUUCCGCAGCCUCUUUUAUUCCAUUCCGUCUUUUAUUCCGCAGCCUCUUUUAUUCCGUUCCCUCUUUUAUUCCGUUCCCUCUUUUAUUCCGUUCCGUCUUUUAUUCCAUUCCGUCUCAAAUUCCGUUCCGUCUUUUAUUCCGUUCCGUCUUUUAUUCCAUUCCGUCUUUUAUUCCGUUCCCUCUUUUAUUCCGUUCCGUCUUUUAUUCCAUUCCGUCUUUUAUUCCGUUCCCUCUUUUAUUCCGUUCCCUCUUUUAUUCCGUUCCGUCUUUUAUUCCAUUCCGUCUUUUAUUCCGUUCCCUCUUUUAUUCCAUUCCGUCUUUUAUUCCGUUCCCUCUUUUAUUCCAUUCCGUCUUUUAUUCCAUUCCGUCUUUUAUUCCGUUCCCUCUUUUAUUCCGUUCCCUCUUUUAUUCCGUUCCGUCUUUUAUUCCAUUCCGUCUUUUAUUCUGUUCUCUCUUUUAUCCCGUUUCCUCUUUUAUUCCGCUCCCUUUUUUAUUACGUUCCCUCUUUUAUUAUGUUCCCUCUUUUAUUCCAUUCCGUCUUUUAUUCUGUUCCCUCUAUUAUUCUAUUCUAUCUUUUAUUCCGCUCCCGCUUUUAUUCCAUUCCGUCUUUUAUUCCAUUCCGUCUUUUUUACGCAGCCUCUCUUAUUACGUCACCUCUUUUAUUCCAUUCCGUCUUUUACUCUGCUCCCUCUUUUAUUACGUUCCUUCUUUUAUUCCAUUCCGUCUUUUAAUCCGUCCUCUCUUUUAUUCUGUUCCCUCUUUUAUUCCAUUCUAUCUUUUAUUCCGCUCCCCCUUUUAUUCCAUUCCGUCUUAAAUUCCAUUCAGUCUUUUAUUCCGUUCCUUCUUUUAUUCCAUUCCGUCUUUUAUUCCAUUCCGCCUCAAAUUCCGCUCCGUCUUUUAUUCCGUUCUCUUCUUUUAUUCCAUUCCGUCUUUUAUUCCGUUCCUUCUUUUAUUCAAUUCCGUCUUUUAUUCCGCUGCCCCUUUUAUUCCGUUUCCUCUAUUAUUCCGUUCCCUCUUUUAUUCCAUUCCUUCUUUUAUUCCGCUCCCACUUUUAUUUACAGAGUCGAGAAUUUUUGUGCGUGCCUAAGUUUAUUUAUUGCUCUAGAGUCAAUAUUUUAA
Acanthosepion pharaonis is the source of this 1269-nucleotide messenger RNA. Lineage: Eukaryota; Metazoa; Mollusca; Cephalopoda; Sepiida; Sepiidae. The record is from the annotation of a GenBank genome assembly.